AUGCAGGCCGCGCCGCCCCCGGACGAGGAGGAGGAGGAGGGCGCCGAGGAGGAGGGCGAGGAGGAGAGCGAGGAGGAGGAGGGCGGCGGCGGCGGGGGCGGGGGCGGCGAGGGCGCCUUCGCCAAGAGCGCCUUCCAGCUGACGGCCGAGGACGUGUACGACAUCUCGUACCUGCUGGGCCGCGAGCUGCACGCGCUGGGCCGCGAGCCGCGCGCGGGGCUGGCGGCGCGGGUGGCGCGGCUGCAGUUCCGCGUGGUCAGCGUCCUGGAGAUGCUGGAGGCGCUGGUCAGCGAGCACUGCGUGGCCGCGGAGGCCCUGCGGCUGGAGCGCGACAGCCUGCGGCGCGAGGUGGACGGGCUCCGCGCGCAGGGCGGCCGCGCCGGCUCGGCCGAGGUAAACCUGGGUCCCAACCAGAUGAUCAUAGACCUCACAGAUGCGAACCGACCCCGUUUCACGCUGCAGGAGCUGAAGGAGGUUCUUCAAGAGCGCAACCAGCUGAAGGCCCAGUUGCUAGUCACGCAGGAAGAGCUGCAGUGCUAUAAGAGUGGCUUAAUAUCACAGAAGCAGGACUGGGUCAAGCCAACUCUGAAGGAACCGGGCAGGAGCACCACUUCCCAUUGCAGUAAAGGAAGCGGGGAGAAAACCAUCAUCAAGAAACUGUUCAAUUUUAAAAGGUCAUGAUGGGGAAGUCUUGCUGCACUUUGAGGACUCAGGCCCCACAGGAAGCAAGAAAGAACCCCCAAUACCGGAAACUACAGUAUUGGAAGAUCUCAGCGGUUGUUCUCUGCAGCCAAGGGAUGUUUCACAAUUCAUGUUUUUAUGUAAAGUUAGCAUCCUAUCUUGAGGAGAUUCCCUGGUUGAUGUUCAAGGGUAAUAACCUCACUUACUUUUGUUACAAGCAUCAACUUUUUACCAGAAGUGCAUUUAUGUAUAUGUCUGCAAAGAAUAGAAUCAAUUCAUACA
Varanus komodoensis (Komodo dragon) is the source of this 963-nucleotide messenger RNA. It is a transcript of the gene RILPL2, whose product is annotated as Rab interacting lysosomal protein like 2. The coding region runs from base 1 to 681 and encodes 226 amino acids. Gene Ontology annotation, molecular function: protein dimerization activity. The record is from RefSeq and is a predicted model, not a curated record. The transcript is spliced from 4 exons. NCBI's taxonomy places the organism in Eukaryota, Metazoa, Chordata, Lepidosauria, Squamata, Varanidae.